AGAAGAAGAAGAAGAAGAAGAAGACAGGAAGUGUUCCUGUUGCUGUUGACGAGCACGGGCGUGAGAUAACGGAGUGCGGAGAUUUCGAGGUCAGGAUAUCUGUAACGAUGGAAAUGGAUAUAAGUGGAGUAUCCAGGACACGUGUCUCCAUUCUUCCUACAACUGACAUAAAAGCCACAUUGAAACCAGAAGCAGAGAGACCUCGCUGUGCCAGCACCCCAUGUUCACCAAUCAGAGGUACUGUUGCAGGAUACCAGAUUCUCCACAUGGACUCAAACUAUUUGGUGGGCUUCACCACUGGUGAGGAGCUGCUCAAACUGGCCCACAAGUGGUCAGAAGGUAAUCCUGAGAAGGCCCGUGUAUCAGAUCCAGUGUCCAGCUCCAUCAAGAGCACUGUCCCUAAGUCUGUGGACCUGGGCAUCCACCGGUCUUCACGUAUUUUCAAAGCCAAAGGCCGGUACUACCAACCAUACGACAUUCCUGCUACUAAUGGACGAAGACGAAGGCGUAUGCCCAGUUCGAGCGACACCUUCCUCAGAUCUCUGGCCCACGGCGAGUCUGGGAGGGCUCUGCAUGCUCCACUACCACUCUGUUUGCUUAAAAGUAAAGGUGCCCAGUCCAAGUCUCUUGACUACCUUAAUCUGGACAAAAUAAGUAUCAAAGAGUCAUCAGACACUGAAGUGCUACAGUACCAACUGCAGCACCUCAACCUACGAGGGGAGCGUGUGUUUACCAGAAACAAGACAUGAAAGCACAGUGAAACUUUUUUAGAUGUGUUUCAUCCUCUGGGGUAUUUAGGUGCUAUUUCAAGACUUGUUUCUUUCUACUAUGAUUAUAAACAGUUCUUUAAGGAGACAGUCUGAUGAUAAUCUUGUUCUAUUAUUAGUUGGGAGGUUUACCUUGUUCUGUAUGCUUAACAUUAUGAGGUUUUUGAGGUUAAAAAAUUGAAUUAUAUAAAUUUAGCAAUAACUGAUGGACCUAUUUAUUGACAAUUUUAUUGGUAUUGUUGUGUGUUUGUAAUGGUUGGAUACACACUAUUAUACCAGCUUAUAGCUGAGAAAGCACAUAUCACAUACAGUAUCAGCUUUAAAAUGCACCGUUGACAUCAGUACAAUAGUUUUACUGUGACUGUUCUUGUUUUUUUGACAUUAAGGAACUGCAUUUGGAGUUGUCAAAUUAACAAUAUAAUGUUAUUGUAUGUUGCACAUUUAUUUACGUAUUUAUUUAUUGAUGUAGUACUGUUGGUUUAGAUGUCAAUAUGAUUUCCACGCUCUAAUUUACAGUAAUGUAAGUAAAUCAAUUAAAAACAAAAAAAACAUGCCACUUGAAGUUUGUCGUAAUAUAAGAUAUGCCAUGUGCUUUUAAGAGGUAUAUAUAUUUUUUCCUCUGUCCAUAAUGAUGCACAAAUAUAAUAAUUAUCAGUGCUUACACUACCAUUUAAACGUUUUGACACACCUUCUGAUUUAAUCCACAUUAUAGGACGAGUUGUGUUGUGCAGAAGUCAGGUUGGUACACAGCUGAGAGCCCUGUUUGACAACUGUUAGAAUUCAUAUUAUGGCAAGAACCAAUCAGCUAAGUAAAGAGAAACAACAGUCCAUCAUUACUUUAAGAACUGAAAGUCAGUCAGAUGGAAAAUUGCUAAAACUUCCAAUAUGUGCCCAAGUGAAGCCGCAAAAAUCACUAAGCACUACUAUGAAACUGGCUCACAUGAGGACCGCCCCAGGAAGUGACCUUUGCUGCUGAGGAUAAGUUGAUCCGAGUUAGUUAGGCAAGUUAACAGCACCUCAGAUUAGAGCCCAGAUAAAUGCCACACAGAGUCCCAGUAGCAGACACAUCUAUGUUCAAAUUAGGCUUUUAUGGUCAAAUAGCUAAGAAACCAAUACUAAGGAAAAGUAACAAGCAGAAGAGAUUUAUUUGGGCCAAGAAACACAAGGAAUAGACAUUAGACCCGUGGAAAUCUGUGCUUUGGUCUGAUGAGUCCAAAUUUGAGAUCUUUGGUUCCACUCGCCGUGUCUUUGUGUGGGGCUGCUUUCCUGGUGACGUUGAAGGCACACUGAACCAGCAUGGCUACCACAGCAUCCUGCAGCAACACGCCAUCUCAUCCGGUUUGUGUUUAGUUGAACAAUCAUUUAUUUUUCAACAGUACAACGACCCCAAACACACCUUCAGGUUGUACAAGGGCUAUUUGACCAAGAAGGAGAGAGAUGGAGUGCCAGAUGGCCUGGCCUCCACAGUCACCUGACCUAAACCAAGAUCAUUUGGGAUGAGAGUGAAGGCAAAGGGCCAACAGGUGCUCAGCAUCUCUGGGAACUUCUUCAAGACUGUUGGAAAACCAUUUCAGGUGACGACCUCAUGAAGCUCAUCGAGAGAAUGCCAAGCGUGUGCAAAGCAGUAAUCAAAGCAAAAGGUGGCUCUUUUGAAGAAUCUAAAAUAUAAAACAUGUUCUGAGUCAUUUCACAAAUUUUUGUUUACUACAUAAUUCUACAUGUGUUCAUUCACAGUUAUGAUGCCCUCAGUGAGAAUCUACAAUAUAAAUGUUCAUGAAAAUAAAGAAAAACCAUUGAAUCAGAAGGUGUGUCCAAACUUUUGACUGGUAGUGUAUGUACUUUCACUUUUGAUUGAAUCCAAUAACUGAUGAAAGGUGGUAAAUAUAAAUGACAGAGGAAAGACAUGUAAAACAUCUCCAGUCAGACUUUAACUAAGGAUGCUUCAAUUAUUUGGUCAUCUCCUUAGACCGCUGGUAACAAGAAUGCUUCCAAACAAUCGCUUACUAAUGUGACUAUGAAAGGCAUGAGAAAGAAUUUUAGAGGGAUGCAGAGUUUGCCAUGCUUCUUUAAGAGACUCAAUUUGCAGCCACACUGGACAGAAUGAAGGAUUAUCGUGUAGUUUGAUUAAAUUCAACCAAAUGACCAUGUGUCUUCCACUACAGAUAGAGUGUGAGAGAGUGUCACUUCACUUCUUGUAAAUCUUUAUUGCUUAUUGUAGCAAAUAUGUAUCAGUGCAUCAUUUGUUUUCUACAUUGUUCAUGACGGCAGUAUGUAGAGAUGUGAGAUGUGUUUUUAAUAAGUGUGUAGAUUUCCCUUACAGCUCAUAAUGGUUGAGUUUUCGGUCCAUCUGUUCCAGAACACUUUUUUUCUGUACAUAUUGCACUGUUGAAUAUGUGCUACAGACUGUCUCUGGAAUUCUCUGCUUCUGUCAUCACCAUGGCACUAAUUAUGUGUUCCUAUAGAAAACACUACAACGACAGUAUUGUAUAUAUGAGUAAGCCAUUAAACACUUACAGAUCUGUACACCCCUUGAGUAUGCACCGUUGGACAUGCUUCUUUGAAAGAAUUGAAAUUGUGAAUUCUUGUCUCAGAACUUGUGUUUUUUGUUACAUUUAUCAGUGUAAAAUGUAUUAAUUUAAGCUGUAACAAGCCUUUGUGAAAUCUAAAUUUUAUGUUACAAUGGCAUCUCCCAAGUUCUGUUGCAUAAAAUGAAAUAAUCUGAGGUGCAAUCUGUGAGACCGUUUAUCUCAACAUUCUCAGGACAGAGCCAUAGAGCAUGUCAGUUGCAUUGCUGUAUGCCACUGUAACUUUCUAAUACAAUCUGAGAGCCAGAAAUUAUGAAUUAUGAUGAACAAUAAUUAUUGCCAUUUAAAACAUCAUAAAUAAUGUAAUAUUAAUUAUGUAAUGAUCAAAACAAGCACAUUUCUAAAUGAAUUUAGCUUUUAGAAAGUGCUGUUUUUGUCUAAAAAGCUGUGUAAAGAAAUAGAAUUUUGAGUUAGUUCUUUCUGAAUAUUUAUAAUACGAAUAUUCUCAACUUGGCCCAGACUCAGAUAAAGCAAAUUCAAAUUGGGUAGUCUGCAAAACGUUCUUUCAACAAGUGUAUUUUCAUUUCUUUUUUAAGUGCAUUUCACUUUAUCCACAAAUACUUGGUGGAAACAAAAUAAUAAUGCAGUGUUAUGAUAAUAUAACAGUAUAAUAAUAAUAAUAAAAAAGACUUUCACAUUUUUAAUGUUGUGUGAGCUGACACUAGUGAUCUCUUAACAUGUUACACUACACCUUCCUCUAUGAACUUUAAUGUUUAUCUUGAUGGGAACAAAUAUUAAUUAGCAAUAUGAGUGACUUAAGUUAGGUAAAAUUUUCUACCUAAAAUAAAAACUUUUGGCAGUAGAGGAUGUGAAAUUCAGUAGUUUAUACAACAGUUUAAAUAGCCAGACAGUCUGUGAUAUGCUGUGAAAGGUAAUGUAGAUCUCCUGUGUAGCCAAGUUCUUUUUUGUACUUUAUUGUUAUCACUUUUUAAAAUGUUCCUAUUUCUUUCAGCUGAUAAAAAAAGAAGUUUUCUAAAGUUUUUAUCUAUUGAGCGUGAUGGAGAUCACUGUAAACGUUGCAGUAAAAAAUUAUUUGACAAUGUGGCUGUAUUGAAAGCUGCUUUUGGAGACACCCCAAUAAUGACUGAAUAUCAUCAUAUUCAGUCAUUAUUGGGUCACUUAAAAAAAAAAAAAAAAGUCAUCCCACUAUCUUACUUAGUUGCGCAUUAAGUCUCAAUUCUGAACUGCAUGCAGUCACUUUAAUAGAAGGUUGUGUGCAAGGGGCAUGAACAGCUCACUGUCAGCUAGACUACCAUGUAGAAGACACACAGCUCAGAGUGCCUAUAGUAGAAGGAACAAAAUGUUCAAAGGCCAGUAAUACAACACAUAAUACAAGACAAUAAAAUACAAGCAGAAAACUUGCAAAUUGGAGAGGAAAUUGCAUCUCACUAUAUUAGAGGAUCGUCAUUUAGGCUGGAAAAAAUUCUACUCUAUUCUGUUGUUCUACAAAAAGCCCUCCGUAAAGCAGGAAUAUCUUACUAUUUAUCACUGAUUCAAGAAACUCUAUUAGUAGCACAUCUUCUAAUCCGAGGUUUGGUGGUUCAAUCCCUGCAUGCCAAAGUGUCCUUGAGGAAGAUACUGAAUGCAGAAAGAGUGCAUAAAUUAAUUUAAUUUGAAUCAUAACAUUUGUAAGAAAUGGAUGGUAAUUAAAUGUAAGAAGCAAAAUCUCAGGAAUUGAUUGUAGAAUUUAUUACAGUGACAGUAAUACAUUUCUGUCUGUUCUACAGUGGGGGGAAAGUAUCAAAAGGAAAACUGGUAUAAAAACACCAUAUUAAUAUAAAAGCAUAGAAAUGUCAACAUUUGAUAUAAAAAAUUAAAAAAAAUGAAAA
Messenger RNA from Pelmatolapia mariae (spotted tilapia), 5181 nucleotides. It is a transcript of the gene macir, whose product is annotated as macrophage immunometabolism regulator. The transcript is spliced from 2 exons. Gene Ontology annotation, biological process: negative regulation of fibroblast migration; negative regulation of cytokine production involved in inflammatory response. Lineage: Eukaryota; Metazoa; Chordata; Actinopteri; Cichliformes; Cichlidae. Bases 108 to 749 code for a protein of 213 amino acids. The record is from RefSeq and is a predicted model, not a curated record.